Molecule: messenger RNA, 2127 nt
Organism: Magallana angulata
Lineage: Eukaryota; Metazoa; Mollusca; Bivalvia; Ostreida; Ostreidae
Exons: 1
Coding region: 304-1563 (419 amino acids)
Source: RefSeq, a predicted model, not a curated record
UCGCAAUUUGAGGAAACGAGAUUACAGUUAGUAAUGUAUCAAAUCUUCUAAAUUCUUAAUUGAAAUGUUAAUUCAACGUCUCGUUUUGACCGCCUGAGGUUUGUUUUCGCCCCUGUAGAUGACAAAACAUUUGUUAACGUGGUGUAGUAUGUUAAUGUAAUAUUUGAUGUAAGUUGUUUUUUUUUUAAUUGUUCUUAAAAUUGCCGACUCGAGCCUUGUCAAAUUAUUUAUGUGUCACUUUUUAUAUACGUUCUGAAUCCACGUCAAAACCACAUUUCGCUGUAAAAUAAAGUAGUCUAUACUAUGGAUAUGACCAGGGAUGCACUUAUUUUGAUUUUGUGUUUGCUGAUCGGAAAAACUGCUAAUGAAAACGCUUUGAUUAAAAAUGUCACGGAUAUUUUAAACACCGCCAAGGCGCUAGACAACGGUAAUGGUUCGUUUGUGGACAAAAUAAAUAACGUUGGCAAUUUCGCUGAGAAAUUUACAGAAAUGAUUGCUCCAGCUCUACUUAGCUUGAGAGCAGAAAAAAUGUCGGGAGGCGAGAAAUCCGCAAAUUCUUUGGACUCGAGACUGUUAAAGAACCUUAUGAUUGAAGUUGAUCGUGAAUUUAAGGGUUUAUCUGUGAAAUUGGAGAACUUGAUACACAAAAUGGAAGAACAUCGUAUCCAAAUGCAACUAGGGAACACGGAACAGAAGAUCCGCGUGGCGGCCCAGGAACUGGAAAUUCUACACAGCGUUCCGGCUGACGCUUUUUCCGAACAAGUGAGACUGUUCAUUCUGAAUUACGAGUCGGAUUUUCAAAACAGUGCUAAAAAAUUGUUUCACUCCGUUAUGAGUGAAAAUAGCAUAUUUUACCAAAGUAUGUUUGACAUCGCUCUUCCUUUAACUCAAUAUAACAGACAAGCGAUGCAGCUUUUUAUGAUGAGUGUACUCAAAUUAUUGUUACAGGGAGUCAAUGUCGAGAUGUCGUAUCUUAUCGUUAAAAACUAUUCCGAGAGUUACAAAUAUAUGAAACACGACUGGGGACAAAAAAUCAAACAAGUAACGAAUCACAUCACGCAGAUUGACCAAGUUGUGAAAUCCAAGUGGCGGGAACAAGCAGAAGCUGACGUCAUUCAGAUGGCCGAAACCAAACGUGGCCUAGAUCAUUAUUCUUUUGUCCACCUGAUGUAUAACCAUCUCCAAAACAAGUAUCCAUGGCGACACUGGUUCGCGGUGGUAUAUGACCCGAUAGACGGUCCAGACAAGCACUGGAUGAGCACCUGUGGGGGAUUUACAUUGUUCCGAUUCCAUGGGAGAAAUAUAGUAGUGGCUAGCGUGGACGAGAACAAACCAUACAUGGACAGGAAGAAAGGCGUCGAUAUUUUGGAGAAUCUGCCUCCGAGCACCACUGCUGAGGGGUUUUAUUACUCACUUCCGGGGAACAUCACCGGAACUUGCAAUUGGUACGCAUCUUCCGGGUGUCUUCGGUUCGGAUACAAGGGGUUCCAUGUCGGGAACGGGAAACGAACAGUUCUCGUUACUAGGGAUGAUUCAGAUAUGACGCUUCAUCUGUUUGGAUAAAAAUUUACGUGUCCUACCCAAGUACUUUUUCUAUAAUUGACAAUAACUAGUUCAUAGUAUCUUUUAACUCAUUUAUUGAAUUACAAUUAGUCUACUUAUCUAAUACAAUUUAUCAACUCUUCUUUUUUUUAAGUUGAUUUGAAUUUAUUGGGUGUUUUUUUUUUUCGAAAUGAUUGUAAUGUUCUUGUGUUGUCUUCUCUCUUCUUAGUUUUGUUUGUAAAAGGAGCGGAUGUUGUACACUGCAUGAUAUUGGGGUCGUGAAGUUCGUGUUAAUUUAAGAGGCGGCUUACAAAACGUGAAAUAUAAGGUAGAAGGCGUAGGUUUCUUUUGUGUGUGCUAAUGACCAGAUCAUGAGGUGAGAUCCCCAGAGAAUAGCUGACAUUGUUGAGUUUCUUUGCAAGAGGUCACCAGAUAAUUAAGCAGACAAAUAAUUUGUCAGUGUGGUUUUUACACUAAUAAACAGAAUGUAAUUACUCUGUUUCGUUUAACCAAAUGCGUUGUUAAAUUAGAAUAAAUAAAUUCAAUUUUGAGAAAGAGAAAUCAAGGCACAACGCAAUGACUGUU